CAUAACCACCGACUGCCGGUCGAAUCAGCUGUUCAAAAUGUCUUGGCAAACCGGGCUAAUCAAAACAAUUUUAGAUCCAGCUAAUUUAAUUAUAUCAACGGACAUUGCAGUUGUUAUUGCGGACAAAUAUCCAAAAGCACGCCAUCAUUAUCUUGUGCUUCCCAAGGAGGAUAUUGCCAGCAUUUUUCAGUUGAAUAGGAAGCAUUUACCAUUACUGGAGGAACUUCAUCUGCUGGCCCGCAAUAUAAUUGAAGUGCGCGGCGAAUGCUUUGAGUCAUUUCGGAUUGGCUUUCAUGCCCAGCCGAGUAUGCAACGGCUGCAUUUGCACGUAAUAUCAAAGGACUUUGUCUCCAGUUGGUUAAAGACAAAGAAACACUGGAAUAGCUUCAAUACGCCGCUAUUUAUACCAUACGAAGCACUCUAUGAGGACCUAGGCAAAAACGACAAAAUAGAACGUUUGCCCAAGGCAAAGGUAGAGGAGCUGCUGUCAAAGCCAUUGGCGUGCAACCAGUGUGAAUUCGUUGCCAAGAACAUCCCUUCGCUCAAGGAACACCUGCUGCAGCACUGACUGAGCUCAGCAAUU
Drosophila arizonae is the source of this 583-nucleotide messenger RNA. Its product is annotated as aprataxin-like protein. The record is from RefSeq and is a predicted model, not a curated record. NCBI's taxonomy places the organism in Eukaryota, Metazoa, Arthropoda, Insecta, Diptera, Drosophilidae. Gene Ontology annotation, molecular function: single-stranded DNA binding; single-strand break-containing DNA binding; mismatched DNA binding. Gene Ontology annotation, biological process: single strand break repair. Gene Ontology annotation, cellular component: nucleus.